Molecule: messenger RNA, 561 nt
Organism: Symbiodinium natans
Lineage: Eukaryota; Dinophyceae; Suessiales; Symbiodiniaceae
Source: the annotation of a GenBank genome assembly
AUGGAGUUUGCCAUGGCAGGAAGGCGGCAGACAUUCAUAGCUGUGUUGCUCUUGGCAGGUCUCCCUGCGGACGCGCUGCGGCCGGGGCCGGGACAGCCCUGUGCAGACUCGGCGGUGAAGCCCCUGUCGGAGGCCGAUGCCGCGAAGCGCUUCUUCAUGCUGUCCGAGUUGGUGGAUGGGUCGGGCGUCUCCUGCUUGCAGAAGCUGCGCAACCUCAAGGCAUCCACGGACAGUUUGGGCUACAUGCCCGAUGGUGCCUGGGCCGGCUGCCUAAAGAAGGCCGUGGACUACGAAGUUUGGAACAAGGCCUGGCCCCUGCAGCCCCGGUUCCGGCAAGCGCCGAACACCAAGCCUGGCGAAGAGAUUCAGAGCCCCGCAGGUCAGGUCAUCGCUCUCUUCUCAGAACGCGCUGCUGAGACACAGCUGCACCUCGAAGCCUGCCUCCACGAGAGCGAGGAGCGCGAGCGGCAGCGCAGCGCCGCGAGCGCUGCGGCGCUGGCGCAGAAGAGGGCGCAGUCGUUGGCCUCGCUGCUGCAGGUUCGCAUGUCCAAGGUGUCCUGA